CCUUGUCCUUCCAGAGACCUAGCCCCUUCCCCCUGCCUGUGCUGCCUUCUCCUCUCCCAAGCCUGGCUGUGGCUGCUUCUCCUCUUCCUUCUCCUGCUGCCGCGGCUGCUUCUGCCGCUGCUGGCACAUACCGCCAGCCCCUCGGGGUGUGGUUUCCCCAGACCAGCCCCCAACAGUGGGACGCAGCUAUAUCCCGGCCUCCGUCUCCCAGCUCCUGCAAGGCCCACCAUCCCCCCUCCCUGGAGACACACCCAACACCCUUUCAACACCCCAACCCACUCUCCAAUCCAUUUUGGGGGGACCCCCCUCUUCUUAGUCUUUUUCCAACCUCUGGAUGCGCUGGGGCUGUUUCCAACUUCCAACUGAGCGCCAGGGGGCUUCCUCGGGCCCCUUUCCUCCCCCUGGAACUCUGGAGAGGGUGGACCAGACUUUCUCAGCAUCCCCCCCAUACCCCUCUCUCCCAGACACCUCUCAGUCUCUGAAAGAUAACCUAGCCCCAUAUCUACCCCUUUAGAUACCCCACUGCCUUCUCCAGACCCUCUCAGAGGCCCCAUCUCGUAUUCCUUCCUCAGAACUCCUGUAGAGUGUAGACAACCCCCCAGGCUAUUCUUGGCAGCUCUAGGAGCUCCCAAGACACCUCUCAGCCUCUUUACAACCUCCUGGUGCUACAGCCACCUCUUACAUUCACCAACCCCUUUCCUAGAUCCACGAGCGUGCUCCAGUCCCCUAAUCUUUUCCCCAGAAGUCUUGAGGGUGUGGACAACCUGCCUCACUUUUCUCAGUCCCUCCAGAAUCCCCCUCCAGUCACUCUCAGCCUUUUUCAAACACCUCUGGUCCCAUUUCUAGCCCUCUGGAUGCGCCAAUUCCCUCUCCAAGCCCACUAAGGGGUCUCAGCCUCAUCUUCCCUCAGAACUCUUGAGAGUGUGGACAGGUCCCCAGCAUUUCUUGCCCCUCCUAGACACCCCAGACAUCUCACAGGCACCUGCUGACCCUUCUAGAACCAUCUCAGUCUCACUAAACACUCCCACAGAUCCUUCUUGGCCCCUCUAGGCUCCCCUUUUCUCCUCUCCAUGUUCCCCCUAGCUCUUUUUUCUUAGUUCCCUCAAGACAUACCCCAGGUCCCUCCCAGACCCUCUAAAUGCCCCCCAAGGCCCUACCCAUCUCUCUAGUUCCUCCUGGUUCCUCUUGGCCUCUGUAGACACCCUCAGUUUGCUUGUGCGAGUGGCCCAGGGCCUCCCCAAGCUCCCACCAUCCUGGAGACAGCCAUACUCUCCUAAGGCCACCCCCCCCCAAGUCUCCGUGGGCCUGGGGCGAGGCAAGAUGGCGGCAGGCGUGGCCACGUGGCUGCCAUUUGCGAGGGCGGCCGCGGUGGGCUGGCUGCCCCUGGCCCAGCAGCCCCUGCCCCCUGCACCGGGGGUGAAGGCAUCUCGAGGGGACGAGGUUCUGGUGGUGAACGUGAGCGGACGGCGCUUUGAGACCUGGAAGAACACUCUGGAUCGUUACCCAGACACCCUGCUGGGCAGUUCUGAAAAGGAAUUCUUCUAUGACGCUGAUUCUGGCGAGUACUUCUUCGAUCGUGAUCCGGACAUGUUCCGGCAUGUCCUGAACUUCUACCGCACGGGUCGGCUGCACUGCCCGCGGCAGGAGUGUAUCCAGGCCUUCGAUGAAGAGCUGGCUUUCUACGGUCUGGUGCCGGAGCUCGUGGGCGACUGCUGCCUCGAAGAGUACCGGGACCGCAAGAAGGAGAACGCCGAGCGCCUGGCGGAGGACGAGGAAGCCGAGCAGGCCGGGGAGGGCCCAGCCCUGCCCGCCGGCAGCUCCUUGCGGCAGCGGCUCUGGCGGGCCUUCGAGAACCCACACACGAGUACGGCGGCCCUCGUUUUCUACUACGUGACCGGCUUUUUCAUCGCCGUGUCUGUCAUCGCCAAUGUAGUCGAGACCAUCCCGUGCCGCGGCCCCGCGCGGCGACCCCCGAGGGAGCAGCCCUGUGGCGACCGCUUCCCACUGGCCUUUUUCUGCAUGGACACGGCCUGUGUGCUCAUAUUCACGGGUGAAUACCUCCUGCGGCUGUUCGCUGCCCCCAGCCGCUGCCGCUUCCUGCGGAGCGUAAUGAGCCUUAUUGACGUUGUGGCCAUCCUGCCCUACUACAUUGGGCUUUUCGUGCCCAAAAACGAGGAUGUCUCAGGCGCCUUUGUCACCCUGCGUGUGUUCCGGGUGUUCCGGAUCUUCAAGUUCUCCAGGCACUCACAGGGCUUGCGGAUUCUGGGCUACACACUCAAGAGCUGUGCCUCUGAGCUGGGCUUUCUCCUCUUUUCCCUUACCAUGGCCAUCAUCAUCUUCGCCACUGUCAUGUUUUAUGCCGAGAAAGGCACAAACAAGACCAACUUUACUAGCAUCCCUGCGGCCUUCUGGUAUACCAUUGUCACCAUGACCACGCUUGGCUAUGGAGACAUGGUGCCCAGCACCAUUGCUGGCAAGAUUUUCGGAUCCAUCUGCUCCCUCAGUGGUGUCCUGGUCAUUGCACUGCCUGUGCCAGUCAUCGUGUCCAACUUUAGCCGAAUCUACCACCAGAACCAGCGUGCUGACAAGCGCCGGGCACAGCAGAAGGUGCGCUUGGCAAGGAUCCGGUUGGCAAAGAGUGGUACCACCAAUGCCUUCCUGCAGUACAAGCAGAACGGGGGCCUUGAGGACAGUAGCAGUGUGGACGAACAGGCGCUGUGUAUCAGGAACCGUUCCGCUUUCGAGCAACAACAUCACCACCUCCUGCACUGUCUGGAGAAGACAACGUGCCAUGAGUUCACAGAUGAGUUGACCUUCAGUGAGGCCGUGGGCGCCGACUCACUGGGGAGCCGCACCAGCCGCAGCACCUCUGUGUCCUCCCAGCCAGUGGGACCUGGCAGCCUGCUGUCCUCCUGCUGCCCCCGCAGGGCCAAGCGCCGUGCCAUUCGCCUUGCCAACUCCACUGCCUCGGUCAGUCGUGGCAGCAUGCAGGAGCUGGACACACUGGCAGGGCUGCGGAGGAGUCCUGCCCCUCAGAGCCGUUCAAGCCUCAAUGCCAAGCCCCAUGAUUGCCUCGACCUGAACUGCGACAGCCGGGAUUUCGUGGCUGCCAUCAUCAGUAUCCCUACCCCUCCUGCCAACACCCCAGAUGAAAGCCAGCCUUCCUCUCCUGGUGAUGGCGGUGGGGCCAGCAGCACCCUCAGGAACUCCAACCUGGGCACCUCUUGCCUCCUCCCAGAGACUGUCAAGAUUUCUUCCCUGUGAGCAGAGGCCUGCCCAUCCAGAGGGCCCUCUCGAUUCUUGGGGACUCCUUUCCAAAGCCAUAUUUUGGGGAGGUGGGGAGGGGCAGGCCUGGGGACCCCUUCUGCCCCCCACUGAGAACUAUGCAAUGGAGUUUCAUGGAAUGGCUUGCCUGGUGGGGAAGUAGCCAGGGAAGCAGGCAACUUUCCCCACCCCAGACAGCUGUUCCAGUGGGCGCUGAGGUGCUGGGCUUCCUCAGCCCCCCUGGCCUCCUUGCCCCAGCAUGCUGGGACUGGCCUCUCUCUCCUAGCUGGCCUCCUACAUGCUCCUCUUCUUGUGUCCCAGGCUCCCACCUGACAUCUGAGCUCUGGCCUGAGGAGGAGAGGUGAGACACUCUCUUCUCUCUGGCUGGGCAGUGGAAGUUUGGGGGUUCAGAGAAGAGAAGCUUCACCUCUGUUCUGGCCUCUAGGAGAGGUCCCCACCUUCUACCAAGCCUGACAACUCCCCGAUUCUGAAGCUUGGAAUGCAACAACAGGUUUCAUGGGCUGUGGCCUCAGCAGUGACCCGCCAUGACCCCCCUCGCCUUGACUCAGGGGUCAGGCUGCCUCUCCCAAUACACACAGAUAGCACAAAUGCCAUUCCCCUUUCCUGGCUGCUGGAAAUGGGUCCCUGCAACCCCGUCCUCCGCUGGGCCCCCAGCAAACUCUAGCAAUAGCAGCUGCUGCCAUGACAUUAUGCAAAGCCUCUGCCCAGUUUUCUGCAGCGUUUACAUCUGCCCUAAUCAGAGGGGCCACCUCUAAGUACUACUCUCUUCUCUGAUUUGCUUCCUUCCUGGGUUGGGCUGGAGCCUGGACUGGCUAAGAUAAGAGCCUAGCAGCCAGUGAGAGCCGGGCUAUAUUUGGAGAUCAUAGGCUGAUUCCAUGUUCUUGGGCAGGAGUCCAGAAGCAUCAGGGGCUGAGGCCUGGGUUGCUCCUGAACUCUGGGAGUUGUAGGAGGCAGGUGGAACUUCUUGAUCUCCUCCUCCUCCUCCUCCCCCACAACGCCUUUUCACAUAUUCCUCUCUCUUUUUCCUCUUGGGUCACCUUCCAGAACUCUGUGUUUGCUCUUGGGCUGAAAUCUGGCAUCAUCUCAGGUUCCCUGUCCCCAGCACUGUCCCCGUGGAGCUGGUGGCUGACAAAGAUGUAGUUUCCAUCAGUCAAUAAAACCUGAGAGGAGAGAC
This is a messenger RNA of Suricata suricatta (meerkat), 4459 nucleotides long. It is a transcript of the gene KCND1, whose product is annotated as potassium voltage-gated channel subfamily D member 1. Gene Ontology annotation, molecular function: protein binding; A-type (transient outward) potassium channel activity. Lineage: Eukaryota; Metazoa; Chordata; Mammalia; Carnivora; Herpestidae. The transcript has 6 exons. Gene Ontology annotation, cellular component: voltage-gated potassium channel complex; membrane. The record is from RefSeq and is a predicted model, not a curated record. Gene Ontology annotation, biological process: protein homooligomerization; potassium ion transmembrane transport. Bases 1321 to 3264 code for a protein of 647 amino acids.